AUUUAUUUACAUUAAAUUGUUUCAGUACAACCAUAUAUGGAACUUAAGCCUAACAGUAGUAGUGACAGAGCUUGGGUUUGGAGUACGAUGGCUGAUUUUGCUGAUGAAGAACCAAAACCAGAAUUACUAGCUAUAAAAUUUGCAAAUGCUGAAAAUGCUCAGAAAUUCAAAGAGGCUUUCAAUCAAGCUAAAGAUAUUUCUGCAAAAUUUUUAAAUGAUAAACAAGCAAUUGAUUCUUCUACAAAAGAAGAAAGUGAUUCUGGAGAAGAAAGUGAUGAAGACAAGCCAGAAGUUCAGACAGGCGCUGAUAAAGAUGAUGCUAAGGAAGUAUCUGACAAACUUUUGAAUCUCACCGUAGAGGAAAAACACGAGAAUACAGAAGAAAGUAAAUUAUCGAAGAAUGAAAGUAAUGAAAGUGAUUCAAAAUAAUGUUGAAUGUUCAACUUAACUGUGUUUUUAAGUAGAACAUUGCUGCAAUGUAAGAAUUUUUCUAAUAAGAAGCAAGAAUUUUUCCUAAUAAUUUUUCAAUUCUGUAUUGUCCAUUUAUUUUGAAGGCAGUUUGCCUAUCAAAGAUUAGAACUACAUAUUUUUUUAACUUAAUGAUAUUGGCCAUACUUCAUUUGUAGAAGUAUGUAUAUGUAUAUUCAACAGUUUAUAUUGCUGAAGACUCGCCUUUAUUUAUCCAUUACAACAUUAUUAAAUCUGGUUUUAAACUGCUUUGCAUCAAUAAUUGAAAAAUAAAUUUUGUGUGCCUCUGUUAUCGCCCUUUUUGAGUGGUUCAGGUAUGCAGUGCUUUCUGUUAUGCUGUUUGUUCCUGUCUUCGUUUUCAUAGCCUUAAGUAAGCAAAUUUCUUUAUCUUCUAUGUAUUGCAUCUUGCAUUUAUUAGAACUUGUGUAAAAUAAUUGUACCUUCAUUAUCAGAUGAGAAGCUUAUUAUUUAUGACUUAAAAAUGCCUAAUUUAAUGAAUUUGUGAAUUAAUAAAUGUGAUCAUUUUGCUGUAAAUUUUCAUCAUCAAUAAAAUAUUGUUUUAAAAAUCUCUUACAAUUUUUGAAUUAUCAGAAAAUAAAGCAUAAUUAAAAAAUUGUUUUCGUACAACAAAGACUAAGUAUUUCUCAGUUACAUUGAAUUUUAGAUGUAUGUCCAUUUUUGAUUAUAUAUUUUAUACCAUGUACACAGGUGUAAAUAAAAUGUGAAGAAUUUCCAUGGAUAAUCCCUUUAAUUAGAAUUUGGGACCAAAUAUUAAUUGAAAGCAAGAGAAAAUGCAGCAAGUGAAACAUAAAAUUAGUAACACAACAACCUUGAGUUUGGCAUAGAUUUAAGUCAAGAUCUCGAUAGAUUUCAUGGGUAAGCAGGCAAGACUGGAAAGCAGUGGGUGUAACAGUCGUAUUUAUACUCUACAGUAAAGCAAAACGAGAGAGUAGUGCCAUCUAUUGGUAAAAAUAUUAAUUACAUUCAAAAAUUAAGAUAAAAAUAGAAAUUUAAAAGCAUUAGGAAGGACUGGAUUGGACUUCAUCUUAUCUAGUGAAUCUUUGUGAAGCAGUGGUUCUGAGAAAUUGAGAGCAUGAAAUACAUAAUAAUAAAAAUAAUUGCAUGGAGUAACAUAUGUAUUAAAGUUCAAUCAUCACAUUGCUGCUGCUGAAUAUAUUAUACCUCUUUUAUUUAUUUCACAAAUGGAGGAAAGUUCUUUCAGAAGAAUCUGAGUUCAAUAUAUUUGGUUAUGGUAAAGCACUUGAGGGAGUGCUUUGCCAUAACCAAAUACCUAAAUAACCUAAGGGGAGGGAUGUGUUCAUGGAAGAAUUCUGUAGAGGACUUUCUAAGGGAACCUGGCUGACAUACACAUUACACAAGGGAAAACCACGGAAACAUCCAUACAAUUAGCUUGUUUGUGAAAUUUGGACCAAACAACCAGUGUUCAGUGACUACCGCUUGGCUGCUGGUGGGCCUCAGGAGAAUCUGGGACCAAAUGUUUUCAUACUGCAGAAUAAAGUAUACAUUAAUUUAACCAUUACAUAGUUGCAAUUAAAUAUAGUGUAUAUCUUUUAUUUAUAUCUAAAAUGUAUAAAAUAAAUUACAGGUUUUGUUGAUUAGCCUCUUGAUUGGCAAGACCACAUUUAAUCAGUUCAUGACAUUUUAUCUCUGGCCGUAUAUUAGUUGAUAAUUUAAAAUAUUUUGUUUGCUUACUUUCUUUAAUAGUGUAAAUAUCUUAAUGAAUAUUUUUGAAAACGGACUAAAAUAUGUAACUAUACAAAUGUAGAUAUUAAGAUUUCAAUACAGGUCUUCAUGAGCAGAUCCAAAAUCCUGUGCCGCUCAGAGGGUUAAGUGAUAUAUGAAUUAUAAUAAGGCAUGUUAUGAACAGGAAUAUGUUUAAAUAUGCCAAAUGAAUUUUAAAAUCUAUUUCAUGUUUUAAUAACAUUUAAAGAAAAAAUUAUGUAAAAUAUGUUUUGUAAAAUAUUUUGUGUUCAACUUUGUAUUGUUAUGAUAUGUAUCACAUUUUUAAAUAAAUGUUUCACAUGAACGCCUA
This is a messenger RNA of Stegodyphus dumicola, 2521 nucleotides long. RefSeq names its product ran-specific GTPase-activating protein-like. Gene Ontology annotation, biological process: nucleocytoplasmic transport. Gene Ontology annotation, cellular component: nuclear pore; cytoplasm. The record is from RefSeq and is a predicted model, not a curated record. NCBI's taxonomy places the organism in Eukaryota, Metazoa, Arthropoda, Arachnida, Araneae, Eresidae. Gene Ontology annotation, molecular function: GTPase activator activity.